AUGAGUGACAAAUUCCGCGACAAUUUCGUAGGUGAAAAAGGUUAUGAAGCCCUGAAGACAUUGAUGAGAGGUGGCAAUGAAUUGAGCAAAGAUAUUGCAAAAUGUUUACAAGAAAGAAACGAAGCGGAAAUUGCCUACGUCAGAGCGCUUCGGAAAAACAGCGACUUAUUACAAAAACUGGCAGGUCGAGCUAAAGGGUCAAUUUCGUUGGCAUUGAGAACACUUUCUAGUCAAACGAGUAAACAAAGUGAUGCACACAGUAUGAUUGCCGAUGUGUUAUUACAAGAUAUUUCUAUGCCUAUAAGGAAUUUUGCUGAGGCACAAUCAAAAGAAAUCAAAUCGAUUGAGGAAACACUCAAUUCAAAAUUCAAAGAAUUGAAUGCUCAAAAAGAUAAUGAUAAUAAAUACCGUUCACGUCAAUUUGACAAAUCGAAAGAAAUUGAAGCACUCAAUAAUAAAAUCAGCGAAAUAUCAAAACAAGGCAGAGUAUCAUCGAAAGACACUUCAAAGGCAAAUACAACCUCCGACAUCAAACAGCAGGCAUAUUUGGAUUCAUCUGUUCGAAAAGCAGAAGAAGAUUUGAAAUCGAUCGAAAAGAAAUAUCAUAUUUCAACGCGAGAUGUCGAAAUUGCACGGCAAGCAUGCGAUGCUGAGAUGUGUCGAAGCUGCGAUCAAUUCGAAAAAAUAGAAUUGAAUCGAAUCGGUGAAAUGGGAAAUUUCAUUGGUAAAUUUGCCGACACGAUGAAAGUUGUCAGUGAAACGAUGCAACAAGUUUCACAAGAUUUACGAGCCAUUCAUAUCGAACCCGAAAAUGAUAUUGUCACAGAAGGUCGAGCAAAUGAUCAACAACCAGAAACUGAAAUCUUGUUGUAUGAUGUUUAUGCGGAAAAUAUGGAUAAUACGAUGAGCGAACAACGUCGAAAGUUAAGUCUGUUGAAUUGGAUAGAAAUCUUAAAGCGCGACAUCGAUAUUCAAAAACAAACAAGUGCUCCAAGUUUUUCAUCGUUGGCAUCUGCACCGGCAAGUCGAGCGCUGAAAGUUGAAUCACCAGAUGAUGACCUAGGCAUGACUGGUGACGGGGCGAUGUGUUCUAUGCGUUCGAAGAAGAGUGCUCCUGAAGAUGCAAAAAACGACUCCUCAUCUUCGAAUGACGAUGAUGGGGGCAUGGGUCAUCGAAAAUGCAAGAAACAAGAGAAAAAUGGUACGGAAGUUACGCAAAAAUUCUCCAGUGAAAAGUUUAUUGAUCGACGAAGUGUUGAACUAUUAUUAUGCCUUUACGAAGCCAGUUUGUAUAAAAUCGAAUGUGUUUAUAAUCGACUGAUGAAAUUACCUGAGCCACCGCGGUAUGAGUACUCAUCUCGGAUUACUAGAACGUUUAAUGAGAAAGGAACUCCAACGACAUUAAUUCGUAUUCCAUUUCAACCAACUGCGCAUACACCUCCGUCGGCUCCAACUGCAAUGUUAUAUUUCGCUCGGGCCAUGCCCAUGCAACCUGAAUCGAUGGUACAGUCAGCAUCACAUCCAAUGACUCGUUCUGUACAAGGACAAUCGUCAAAUUUUGGUUGGGCAUUACCUUCUCCUGCUCAAGCUGAACAGGCAGUACCAGCGACAGAUCAUGUUCGUCGAAAUAGACCUCCUCGAGAAAGACCCAUUGUGUAUACGCAAUUGCUGACAUCUCAACCACCUUAUUCAGUCUCUACUGCCCCCACAGCACCAGUAAUGCCUCGAUCAAAUCCAGUUGCACAUGUGCGAGCGUUAUAUUCAUACAAAGCCAAACGUAAAGAUGAAUUGGAUCUUAAGAAAGGUGAUGUUAUUUUGUUGCUCGAAACACGAAACGAUGGUUGGUGUAAAGGAAAUCUACAUAAUGCCGUUGGUUUAUUUCCUGGCAAUUAUGUGGAACAUAUAUCAUGA
Messenger RNA from Adineta ricciae, 1911 nucleotides. The record is from the annotation of a GenBank genome assembly. NCBI's taxonomy places the organism in Eukaryota, Metazoa, Rotifera, Eurotatoria, Adinetida, Adinetidae.